AACUAUGUGGGAGUCCAGCAAUGUAACCAUUACACCAUCUGCGGGUCCCAGAGCUCUUUUUAUAUGUUUGUAGUUUAGUUCCUGGAAGUUACAUUUUACAGUCUAAGCUGUGUAUAGGCCCACAUAAAAUGGGUUCCUUAAUGGUUGGCUAAAUUUCAGUCUGCACCUUGAAAUGGCAAGGCAGAGAUGCUGUAGGAAAGGAAUUUUCAUACUGGCCAGAAUAAACAAACAUCCAUUCUUUUUCUCUGAGGUAAAAACAUUCAAAACAUUGUGUUAGAAACAGGAGUUAGACUUAAUCUGGCUAACUUAAUCUUGGGCAGAGAGGCAUUUAAGGAAAGCCAUGUCAGAUUGCAUUGCAGUUCUGCUGGCUGAAACUCACAGGUAGGAACCUGUGGCUUCCCUGAAGCCAGUUGUUUGUAGCAUUCCUCAUUAGCAAUCCCGAUGUGCUCCAAGCUGAAUCACCUCCUAGUUAACGGGAGAGAAGAUUGCUACUCAACCUGGAGCUGCUUCCUUUUUUACCCAUUAAGGAGUGCACUUCACGGUCUUUUAGAGUCUCCAGAGUGCAGCUCACUGUGGACGGGAUUCUAACUUGGAGGAGCCAUGGAGCAGUACACAGCAAAUAGCAACAGUUCCACAGAGCAGAUUGUCGUGCAGGCUGGACAGAUUCAGCAGCAGCAGCAGGGCGGUGUCACUGCAGUCCAGUUGCAGACUGAGGCCCAGGUGGCAUCCGCCUCAGGCCAGCAGGUCCAGACCCUCCAGGUAGUCCAAGGGCAGCCAUUAAUGGUACAGGUCAGUGGAGGCCAGUUAAUCACAUCAACUGGCCAACCCAUCAUGGUCCAGGCUGUCCCUGGUGGACAAGGUCAAACCAUUAUGCAAGUACCUGUAUCUGGGACACAGGGUUUGCAGCAGAUACAGUUGGUCCCGCCUGGACAGAUCCAGAUCCAGGGUGGGCAGGCUGUGCAGGUGCAGGGACAACAGGGCCAGACACAGCAGAUCAUCAUCCAGCAGCCCCAGACAGCUGUCACCGCUGGCCAGACUCAGACGCAACAGCAAAUUGCUGUUCAGGGUCAGCAAGUGGCACAGACUGCUGAAGGACAGACCAUCGUUUAUCAGCCAGUUAAUGCAGACGGCACCAUCCUCCAGCAAGUUACAGUCCCUGUUUCAGGCAUGAUCACGAUCCCCGCAGCCAGUUUGGCAGGAGCACAGAUUGUUCAGACAGGAGCCAAUACCAACACAACCAGCAGUGGCCAAGGGACCGUCACAGUGACGCUACCAGUGGCAGGCAAUGUGGUCAAUUCAGGAGGGAUGGUCAUGAUGGUGCCCGGGGCUGGCUCUGUACCUGCUAUCCAAAGGAUUCCUCUUCCCGGAGCAGAGAUGCUCGAAGAAGAGCCUCUCUAUGUGAAUGCCAAACAGUACCACCGUAUUCUUAAGAGGAGACAAGCCCGGGCUAAACUAGAAGCAGAAGGGAAAAUUCCAAAGGAAAGAAGGAAAUACCUGCAUGAGUCUCGGCACCGUCAUGCCAUGGCACGGAAGCGUGGUGAAGGUGGACGAUUUUUCUCUCCAAAGGAAAAGGAUAGUCCCCACAUGCAGGAUCCAAACCAGGCUGAUGAAGAAGCAAUGACACAGAUCAUCCGAGUGUCCUAACCCCAGGGCUUGUGAUGGAGCUGAUCAAGAUCAUGUUCCUCACUACUGUUGCCCUCUGUUCCAGGAAAUUGAUCAACUCUUCCAAUGGGACACUGACGGUCGCAUUCUGCCCUUUUCUACAGGACAGACACCACUUAGUUUUUAAUAAGUGGCUCAGUAUUAUAAUUGCAGCGAUGUCUGGCGAAUUGAAAUUGCAAGCCUUUGCCUCACUCUUUCAGUCAGGACCUAUUUCAGACCGUUGAUGACAUUGACAUUUCAUGGAUCAGGAUGAUGGAAAGGGACACAUGCCAGUCCAGCAGUACACAGAGCACUUAACGUUUGCUGGUGAAGUUAGCCAGCCAGCUCAGCAGCGGAGAACAGCCUGCUCACCUAACUGCAGUCCGGGAGGCUGCAGCCCACUCUCUCCCAUGGAAUCUAGACAGCAUCCCUCCCUUUGGUGGGGGAUUGUAAACUGACUAACUGAAUAGACACUUUGUAUUCAGAGAUGGCUUCCAGGCAAGGAAGCUCCAUCUUUUGAUAUGGAAACAAUAAAUUCUCUGAGAUACAUUUAUGUAAUCUGUGGUAAUACUAAGAAUCUCUGUCUGCCCAGAUGGUUAGGUUAUUUUUGGACUCCAUCCAAGAAAAAAACAACUCUGAGAUAGAAUGAUAUAAGACUCAAGCACUAAAAAUAUAUAUUGCUGCAUCUUUUUUUUUUUUUUAGCUUUGACAAGUUGUGGUCUUUGUCCCUCUGUUGACAAGGUUGUCUAGACCAUAGUACUUGUGGCUUCUUCUAAGGCAAUUUAGAGCAAUUUGAACCUUGAAACUGCCUUUCCUAUAUAUAAAAUGAAACUGUUUAACAGCCUUUGUAUGAAGCAUUGAGGACAUUUGUAGUAGUUCCUAAAGAGACAACCAAAUUAGAGAUUUUCAAUCAAAGGUUUUGUGACAGCAUUUGGGGAACAGAAGGGUACACGUAUGGUUCAGCCGGGGGAGGGGGGGUUGUAUAUAUGCCCAUAGAGCAGAUGGUUCUACGGUGGAAGGAUGCCAGGAAUAGAUCAUUAAGAUCAGGAGACUUAAUUCACAUUUACACUAAACCUCUUUAACAAGCACUGGAUAGGAGAAUUCUUGAGAGUUUGUUCUUGACAAUUUCUGGAAAGUACGGUUCAGUCACGCUAGCCUGAACAUAGUCCAGGUUACCUGCUGGAGCUUGAGGUGGAUGUUGGCUUCACUCCUGCAGCACUUCAUGCUGGCCCCAGAGCAGGGACAUUCUUUUUCUCUGUGGAAGCUGGUUUCUUGGUGCCAGCUUGUUUGUUUUCCCCCUUUCUCCAUAAGACCUUGUGCAGAAGGGUUUUCCCACUGCAUCCACGUUGUGAGAAUAAACUGCAGACUGGAAAUAGAGAUUCCUGCACAGUCAGGAACUAGGCCACAGUUCCCAGAAUGGGUGGUGCCUCUAUUUCUCUUCUAGAUACUGAAUCCCAAGAGAAAUAACAUUUCAGAAGAGUUGACAACCUUCACUGGAAACAGAAGGGAAACCCAGUAAUUCUUCAAAAGAACAUUUGGAGUUAACUUAAAAUACCUAAAGUUCCUUCUUUGAUUUCACUCAGACUGUAUCAGAACAGACAGAAAUUAAGCCCACUAAAGAAAAUAUCACAAAGGGAGAUCAUUGUAAGCAAUACAAAGGAAACAGCAAAAUGUCCCCUCAGUUUGGGGAAUCUAGUGAUCUAUCCUGGCUUCCCAUUGUCAGAGGAGUGACCUUCCAUUGUCAGAGGGGUGACCUUCCAUUGUCAGAGGAGCUUUUUAGAGACUUAAAGCUCUUUAUAUGAGCGUUAUAUACUAACUUUAUUUAGUAAACCCUAAGUUUUUUCAGAUGACAGAUUACUAAAAACAAUAAGGUAUUUUUAUCUCUUCACAACCAAGUUUCUGGGACCUGAUUUCAAGUGCUUAAACCAACAACAGUUCUAAAAUGUUAUUUAUUUGUGUGUAAGUUUGUACAUAGUAAUACCAAUCUCAUUGUGUUUUGUUUUUUUGUUUUUUUUUAAGAGAGGGUGAGUUUGAAUUUUGUUUGAAAUGCUUCAGUUGUGAUUUUUGUUACUGCCUUUCAGAUAGCUCAUGAUCCUUUUAUUGUCAUUUUAGAACAUCACAUUGGCCCACAAGUGAGGGCAGGGAAGUUGGUGUUUUGAUUUUUUUCCUUUGCUACUAGUUCUUUUACUCAUUUGUCUUUGUGGCUGUAGUGAUGGCUUCAGACAUGCAGAAGGAGUGAAUGGAUGGAUGAGUUAUCAGUUUAAUGCAUAGUUAAUGUCAUUUCCUGAGUGCUUUUUAUUUUUGUAGGAUAAUUUUAAAUGUGUCUAUUUUUAAUUGCACUGAUACGUUGAACAUUUCGGUGUCUAUACCACUGGACCAACAGAACAUUUUCUGGCUGUAGGGUGCCUGAUGAUAAUGUCUUGAUUUUACCUUAGGACUCAACUAUAUAAAAGGAUUUCCUCCCAGCAGUAGGGGGAAUACAGGUGAUCGAUCAUUGAUGUCAUUUGCAACUGUUAUUUUUUAAAAUAAAUAUAUAAAAAAGU
Molecule: messenger RNA, 4184 nt
Organism: Tupaia belangeri chinensis (Chinese tree shrew)
Lineage: Eukaryota; Metazoa; Chordata; Mammalia; Scandentia; Tupaiidae
Gene: NFYA
Product: nuclear transcription factor Y subunit alpha
Exons: 10
Coding region: 601-1644 (347 amino acids)
Biological process (GO): regulation of DNA-templated transcription
Cellular component (GO): CCAAT-binding factor complex
Molecular function (GO): DNA binding; DNA-binding transcription factor activity
Source: RefSeq, a predicted model, not a curated record